GCUAUAACUACUCCUGCCAUGGCAGUCAGUCACAUUAUGCUGGAAUCUUACAAAAAGUAUAUCCUAGUUUCAUUGAUACUCCUCGGCAAAGUGCAACAGCUUCCGAAGUACACCUCCCAGAUAGUGGGUCGAUUCAUUAAGCCACUUAGCAAUGCCUACCACGAAUUAGCGCAAGUGUAUGCCACCAAUAAGCCGUCGGAGCUGCGGAACCUGGUGAACAAGCAUAGCGAGAUGUUCAACCGGGAUAACAACAUGGGGCUGGUGAAGCAGUGCUUAUCGUCUCUCUAUAAGAAGAACAUUCAGAGGUUAACUAAGGUAAGGCGGCUGCUUCUGGGGUUUUGGCACCAUUGCAGUUCAGAGGGG
Messenger RNA from Pogona vitticeps (central bearded dragon), 363 nucleotides. NCBI's taxonomy places the organism in Eukaryota, Metazoa, Chordata, Lepidosauria, Squamata, Agamidae. The record is from RefSeq and is a predicted model, not a curated record.